CUCUGCGGAACUGGGCGUUGCGGUCCCGCCUCCAGCCACACCCAGGCCACGCCCCCGGGGGAGCUCCGCCCCUCGCCUGGCUCCGCUCUCCCGGGAGCUGCGGCUUUGAGCGUCCCGGGUUGGGCGGGGAACUGGUAGCAUCGCUCCUAGGAUGCGAGGGCCAUUUCUCUCCGGCCGGGGGUCAGAUCCUCGGGAAGCUGAGCCAUCCCAUCCAGCCGCUUGCCCCAAACCGGGCGCAGGCCGUGGUCACUUCUCUAGGAAGCUCCGAAGAUCCCGCCACUCCGUCCCUCAAAGGUGCGGAAAGCCGGCUUCCCCCAGCCCUCGGGGAAGAUUCCUGACUUUCCGCUUGGUCGGGGCAUCUGAGGGCAGGAGCUGCGCCAGGCGUAGCGGAUAGACCAGUGGACAACACCCACGCCGGACCUCCUGUCCCCUACCCGGACCUAGACUCGGCGCCACACAUUGCCCCGGGGGGGCCAGGCGCAGUCACGCGCGCGCACAGCUCACGCUCUCCGCCCCGCACACCUGCGCUCCGCCUCCUGGUCCUGGGCCCGAGACGGGCGAAGGCAUUUGGGAAGCCAGGGCGGCUGCGGAGGCGAUCUCCCUGACCCAGGGCCGAAGUUGCCCGGAGCCUGCCGCCGCUCUCAGUCAGCCCGCAUCCUUCUCUGUCCUUCCCUCCCCCCGCCUGCCACGGCGCGGGUAUCCGCAGCCACAGCCCGGGGCCGGUGAGGCGGCGAAGGGGGAGGGGAGGAAUCAAGGGAUGAGCGCCGGAAGGGCGUCGGGGGCCCCGAGCCGCACUAGGACGCCCCUGGAGCCGGAACCUGAGCAGAAGCCGGAACCAGAACCAAACCACCGGUACCGGCUGCAGCCCCCUAAACCCAGGAGGCGCCCUGGCCCGCGCUCGCCCCCCAGGGCCUCAUGUCGGAACCACAGCCUGACCUGGAACCGCCCCAACAUGGGCUGUAUAUGCUCUUCCUGCUUGUGCUGGUCUUCUUCCUCAUGGGCCUGGUAGGUUUCAUGAUCUGCCACGUGCUCAAGAAGAAGGGCUACCGCUGCCGCACGUCGAGGGGCUCCGAGCCUGACGAUGCCCAGCUUCAGCCCCCUGAGGACGAUGACAUGAAUGAGGACACAGUAGAGAGGAUUGUUCGCUGCAUCAUCCAAAAUGAAGCCAAUGCUGAGGCCUUGAAGGAGAUGCUGGGGGACAGUGAAGGAGAAGGGACAGUGCAGCUGUCCAGUGUGGAUGCCACCUCCAGCCUGCAGGAUGGAGCCCCCUCCCAUCAUCACACAGUGCACCUGGGCUCUGCAGCCCCUUGCAUCCAUUGCAGCCGCAGCAAGAGGCCUCCACUUGUCCGUCAGGGACGCUCCAAGGAAGGAAAAAGCCGCCCCCGGACAGGGGAGACCACUGUGUUCUCUGUGGGCAGGUUCCGGGUGACACACAUUGAGAAGCGCUAUGGACUGCAUGAACACCGUGAUGGCUCCCCCACGGACAGGAGCUGGGGCUCUGGUGGGGGACAGGACCCAGGGGGUGGUCAGGGGUCUGGGGGAGGGCAGCCCAAGGCAGGGAUGCCUGCCAUGGAGAGGCUGCCCCCUGAGAGGCCACAGCCCCAGGUCCUAGCCAGCCCCCCAGUACAGAAUGGAGGACUCAGGAACAGCAGCCUAGCCCCUUGUGCACUUGAAGGGAACCCCAGAGCUUCUGCAGAGCCAACACUGAGGGACAGAGGGAGGGGCCCAAGCCCAGGGCUGCCCACUCAAGAGGCAAAUGGGCAGCAAAGCAAACCGGACACUUCCGAUCACCAGGUAGGAAAACACAGCCAGGACUGUACUGGGCUGGGCUCUUAUUGCUCUCUACUCUUGGGGGGCACUGAUAUGACCUACUCCUGUUCUCUCGUUGACCCCUCCCCUUUCUCUCAGGUGUCUCUACCACGGGGAGCAGGGGGUAUGUGAGGUGAGUCUGCCUGAACCCUAAAUGAGGUAAUCUCAUCUUCCCAUCACCUACUUAAACUACUUAAGCCUUUCAGCUCCCUGAACCCCCAGAGUAUAAACUGCAGGCUUACUCUUUGCUAUAAAUCCCUUGGUUUGGUGGUGGAGGUAGGGAAGGUCCUGCAGCCCCAGGGGAAAAGCUGGAUACAGCCUGAACAGGAAGCAAUACUGUUACUCUUCCUCUUCUCCAAGUCUCCUUCUUCAUUGUGCUGAUGGACUACCAGCUGGCAGGGCCAGGGUGUGGGUGGGCGUGAAGGCCCUCCCCUCCACUGGACAGCACUGCCCCCCAGCUGAGGGACCAGCUCAACUUCCACCUGGAGUUACACGGUCUCAGGCUGGGGGCCUCAGGAGAGGUCAUGGCCCCUCAGUCUCUUCUCCUUCCCCUGCCUGCAACAGGCUGCCUGACCCGCCUUCCCCAACACCUCGCUCCAUAUGAUAGAGUGUGGCAGCUGGGAGCAGGCCCCUGCCCCUGGUGGGCCCCUAAAGCAAUAGCACCAUAGGCCCCCUGCCCUCUUAGCACAAGAGGCCCAGGCCCUGGCCUGGCCUUCGUGCCCUUUAUUCAUUGUCAAUAAAUCCGCUCAGACCAUUACA
Molecule: messenger RNA, 2568 nt
Organism: Cercocebus atys (sooty mangabey)
Lineage: Eukaryota; Metazoa; Chordata; Mammalia; Primates; Cercopithecidae
Gene: RELL2
Product: RELT-like 2
Exons: 6
Coding region: 916-1941 (341 amino acids)
Biological process (GO): positive regulation of cell-substrate adhesion; positive regulation of p38MAPK cascade
Source: RefSeq, a predicted model, not a curated record